This is a messenger RNA of Tripterygium wilfordii, 1491 nucleotides long. RefSeq names its product protein FATTY ACID EXPORT 3, chloroplastic-like. The coding region runs from base 164 to 1177 and encodes 337 amino acids. Gene Ontology annotation, cellular component: membrane. The transcript is spliced from 7 exons. The record is from RefSeq and is a predicted model, not a curated record. Lineage: Eukaryota; Viridiplantae; Streptophyta; Magnoliopsida; Celastrales; Celastraceae.
ACGUGUCAACGAAGCAUUACACGGUUCCCUCCUGCGCACAAGAUUUUCGCCUCUUACGCACUUCAGCAAAAUCCCAGCUCAGCUCCCGUAUUCUUCGUUUCUACGUCUCUUCGCAACUCCAGAACUUCGUUUCUCUCCGUUCUCUGUCGCUAGGAAGAGCAAAAUGAGUGCGGCAUUGGAUUUUUUAUCCAUCAAAAACGCUAACCCUAGCUUCUCUGGUUCCUUUCCCAUGAAGAGACUUCUCUCUAAUUGUGCGCCGUUUGCUUCGUGUACAUCAUCGAAGGUAAGACCGGACUCUAUGUUUAGGCUUCGUAGUUGCGGAGUUCCUGCUGUUGCUCGAUGUGUUGUUCCAACGGGACACUGCGCUGGUUUUGUUUCUUUGGACAGUAGAAGGUCGUGCAAUCGAAUUGUUGUUGCUUCUGCAGCUUCUCACGAGGAAUCGCAUUCAGAAAUUGAAGUCGAAAAGGAGAAUGAUAAUGCGAAAAAGCAGGUUGAGGAAUCAGAAGAAGCAUGGAAACAGACUCUAGAAUCCUUCAAAGAACAAGCUUUAAAGAUGCAAAGUGUAUCCAAAGAAGCUUAUAAGAUAUACUCUAAGAAAGCAAUUUUCAUUUUAAAAGAAACUUCAGAGCAGCUGAAAGUUCAAGCAGACAAGGCAAGACAUUAUUUGAGAGUACUAGCUUUUGAAAUCAGUGAAGAUGGUAAAGAAUAUUUGUCGACAGCUGUGGAGAAUUCCCCUGAACCAGUAAAGAAGGUUGUUGAAACAUUUACUUCCUCGGCUGAUGAUUGGAACAAUGUUUCUAAGCUCCGUGAAUUUCAUCUUGGAAUACCAUAUGGUUUGGUUCUCUCUGUUGGUGGAUUUCUUUCCUUUAUGCUCACAGGCAGCAUUUCUGCCAUUAGAUUUGGUGUUAUUCUCGGUGGUGCUCUCUUGGCUUUAAGCGUACAGAGUUUAAGAUCAUAUGAGAGAGGAGAACCUCAUGAUAUAGCUCUGAAAGGCCAGGCAGCGAUAGCAGCUGUGAUAUUCCUAAGGGAGAUCAGCUUCCUAUCUCAGAGACCGUCAUUUCUUACCUGCUUUCCUGUGUUCAUCAGUGGUGCAGCGAUGGCAUUUUAUGUAUAUAAAAUGACAUUGAAUCGUAAGCAAAGCAAAGGAUCAGACUUGCAACAUGGUUCAGAGAAUUAAGUCAGUCUCAGGAGCCAAUCUCUUCAUGCUUCGGUAGCAGUUUGACUUAACCGGUUGAUGCACUGUUUAAGUAUGGUGUUUACAGAAUCAGGGCUGUUACGACAACUCCGUUCUGGUUUGAACCUGUGUGUUGUCCUGGAGGGAGCUAAAAUAAUCUGGUGAAUUUUUACUUUCACUCCUUAUGUUACAAAGAAUAUAGUUCCACUGAGGAAGAGGUUUAAGACCAAAAAAUUUAUCUUGAAUUUCUGAUAAUUAUUGAUUGAUCUGGGUUUUGAAAACUUAAUUGAACAUAUGGAACUUCGGUUUUUCAUGCA